This is a messenger RNA of Zootoca vivipara (common lizard), 5780 nucleotides long. It is a transcript of the gene NUDT7, whose product is annotated as nudix hydrolase 7. Lineage: Eukaryota; Metazoa; Chordata; Lepidosauria; Squamata; Lacertidae. The record is from RefSeq and is a predicted model, not a curated record. Gene Ontology annotation, molecular function: manganese ion binding; magnesium ion binding; coenzyme A diphosphatase activity. Gene Ontology annotation, biological process: nucleoside diphosphate metabolic process; coenzyme A catabolic process.
ACCUCAUGGGCAGGCUGGCCUUGGAAGGCAAUAUGGGCAGCAUCAGCAGAGGAGACCACAUCUUCAGACCCUCCAAGUGUCCCUAUUUUCUAGGGACAGUCCUGGAUUUACAGAUGCCACCCCAGUUUCUGAUUUGAUCCCAGAAUGCCCUGCUUUUCCUUAAAACAUCCCUAUUUUCAUCGGAGAACUGUUGGAGAGUAUGGAGGAACCUCUCUCUCAAGAUUUGCAAAAGCUGAAAACAAACCUGCCUUAGUUCUGCCCCCGCCCCUUUCGCUGGUAAGAGAAAAAGUUGCCGCGGAUGAUAAACUCAACUCCAACGCCAACAACCAUCCAAUAAUCACCGUAUCCACAAGAGCCAAUAGCAAGCCGGCUUCCACACAUUUUCGCCCGCCCUCUUUCCAAUGCACGCCCUCUCUGCCUCUGACGUCACUUUUCACCGAAGACCGCAAUAGCAACUUGGCGUCGUUGCUGAACCGUCCCUGUCUUGCGUAACAGGUACGCUGAGCUGCCAAUCAGCGACGAAGAGCCAAUGGAGUUGUUCUUUCUGAAGGCGGGAGCAGGCGAGAGGGAGCUUACAGCUGCUUGCAAUGACGGAUGACUUUGGACUCGGGCUUUGCAAAAUGGCUGCUGAUGACGACAAACGAGGAAGAAUAAGUGUGAAAGAUAAAGCUAUACAGAAUUUAAAGAAGUUUGAUGUUGGAGACAGAUUUUCCCAUAUAACACUUCCAAAAGCCUCUGUUCUUAUUCCGCUGAUUGUUAAAGAUGGAAAGCUGUGGGUUCUUUUCACUGUCAGAUCAAUGAAGCUGAGAAGAUCCCCAGGAGAAGUGUGUUUUCCAGGAGGUAGAAGUGACCCAGCAGACAGAGAUGAAAUAGCAACAGCUCUCCGCGAAGCCAAGGAAGAAGUGGGGCUCCAAGCUGAACAAGCUGAAGUCAUCUGUAGGCUUCUACCUGUAAUAGAUAAAACUCGUUCUUUGGUAACUCCAGUUGUCGCCUUCAUAGAGGAUACAUUCCAAGCCCAUCUUAAUCCAGAAGAAGUCAGUGAUGUGUUUUCAGUACCAUUGGAGUAUUUUAUUAGGCCUUUAAAGUACACAGGCAUUCCCAAAAAGAUGGGCAAUGUCGCUUAUUUAUUGCAUUCUUUUGAAUAUGAUGACUCGGAGCACAAUACUUCAUUUCGAAUAUGGGGACUCACAGCACACUUUGUGGUAUUCCUUGCUCUUGCAAUUUUUAGGGAAAAACCAACAUUUGAAGUUCCGUAUGAUCUUGAUAACUGGAAUUCUUCAGCUGAGAACUUUUUCAUAGAGUUUUUCAAUAUGGCAAAAAGCAAACUUUGAUGUAUGGAAUUGGUUCUCCUGCUUAUAAGUUCGGCACACAAGUUGCUUCAAAUAUAUUCCCUUAAAUUAUAUCUGUAAAUUAUAUUGAAGUAUGCUAUUUUAUGGGUCCAGUAUUGAGUAAAAAUAUAUUGAUAUAGGAUUAUAUGAAAUAAAAUACAGAAAUAAAAUGAUCAGUAUUUAUUUCAUAAAAUUUAUACACUGCUUGAUUGUAAGAAUAAAAACCCACGUCAAAGCAGUUUAUGAAAAGAUAAAACAAGAAAAUUAAUUUUAAAAAAAACAGUCAUACUUUAGAACAUACAAAUGUUAAAAUUACCUCAAUUUUUUCAGCAUCUGGAUCUAAACAAGAAAGUUGUGUCACAUACUCCAUUGGUCUACUCUGUGUCAUAAGGAACAAAAAUUAAAUUCUCAUCCAUUUCUCUGGCUGCUGUCCAGUGUACACUUUGGUGCAAGUGCCAUUGAGCUCAGUAGGGCUUGCUUACAAGUAGACAAACUUCUGACUUGGGAGUGCGAUAUGACAAUUUCUACAUAUUGCCUACAUAUUGGCAUUUCCCCUCUUUAAACGACAUGGAAGUGGCAACCAGUAGAAAAUUAUAGACUUAGAUAUGUUUUAAAGUAGAGACUUGCAAAUUUCACAAUUGAUAUAGCCCAUUUUUAGCUUGUGUGUCACUGUUUGUAUAAUAUGUAGAAGAGAAGCUGGAAGCCUGAAUAAUGUUUGGGAAAUCUACCUUCAUUUCCUGGUGUGGGUCCUAGAUGCAAGUUAAUAUACAUUAAGGUUCUGGCUUUCUCUGUACCUCACUUCCAGCUUGCAAAACAUAGAGGGGGGUAAUCUGUUAUUUGCUUACAGAUGGGAUACAAGAUACAUAUGUUUGUCUUAGCAGCUCUACAGAUCAGACAGAAUUCCAUUGUCCCAUCUGCUGGAGACCUCCUGUGCUAAACAUACUUCUAUACUGUUCGUAUUCUUUGUGAUUACAAAUGAUUCCUAACAAAUUUGACUGACCAAUGCUGGUCACUGACCACAAUAAAGAUAUUGAAUGCUUUAUUGACUGACCGAUUUACAAAAUAAAUAGGAGAUGGCUCAUGACGGUUCGAUUAAGAUGAGGUUUACGAGACAACCUUAAUCAUUUCUCACUUUCUCAUGAUGUUAAAACUCAUGGACAUCAACUGAAGCUGAAUGUUUAGGACAAAAAAAAACCCCAAAGUAUUUGUUCACCCAGCGCAUAGGUGUGGAACUCGUUCCCACAAGAGGCAGUGAUGGCUACCAACAUGAUGGACUUUAAGAAAGGAUUAGCCAGAUUCAUGGCCACCAGUGGCAACUAGCUGGGUUGGGUAUGCUCUGUCUCCAUGGUUGGAGGCAGAAUGCUUCUGAAUACCAGUUGCUGAAAACAGCAGGAAACAGAGAGUGCUCCUGCACUCGGGUCCUGCUUGCAGGUUUCCCAAAAGCAUCUGUUUGGCCACAGUGAGAGCAGACUGCUGGACUAGAUGAGCCACUGGCCUGAUCCAGCAGGCUCUUCUUAUGUUCUUAUUACUUGUUUCAUUCUCAACCUCACCGGGCUUUGAGGAUAAAAAGAAGUAGCUUCAUGCACUUGAUCAUUGAAGAAAGGAUGUGACAAAUGAACCACAUUUGUAACUUGAGGUACAGCACCAGGCAUAGCUGGGCUUGCAGUUUUGCUUGAGGCCUCUGGGUGGGGCAAUUAGACAUUUAACACAAACAAUCGUUGUACUUUUAAACACCCAUGUUUUGUUGCUUAUCAUUGACUCAAAUUUAUGUUACUUGAAAUAAACAAUAAAACAAGAAUUCUUGCUGAGUCAAUGAGGGAGUGAAUUCUUUAGGGAACUGGCUGGAUUAUUCACACUUAAGAAUUUGAUAGAUACUGCUCACUCACAUGUAUCUUAUAAGUAUAGCUUAAGACAAAGCCCCCCAUGAUAUUUUUUGCAGAGCAGCUGGUAAAAUGUGGACAAGAUAAGGUGAAUUUGUAGCUAAUUGACUGAUCAAACCCAAAGAGUGCUCACUAACAGUUCAUCAUCAUCCUGGAAAAAUGUGACAAGUGAGGUGCCACAGGGUUCUAUCCUGAGCCCACUUGUUCAACAACUUUAUACAUGACUUAGCUGAAGGUAUUGACAGGGUGCUCAUCAAGUUUGCAGAUGACACCAAACUGGGAAGGGUAGCCAAUGCACUAGAAGACAGAACUGGGAUUCAAGAUGAACUUAAUUGGAGAACACGGCCCACAUUAACAAAAUUAUUUUCAGUAGGGACAAAUGUAAUAACAAACUGCACACAUUUAAGAUGGGGGGUGCCUGGCUUGCCAGUAGAACAUGUGAAAAGGAGCCAGGGGUCUUAGCAGACCACAGACAUAACAUGAGCCAACAGUGUGAUGCUGCAGCAAAAAAUGCAAAUGCUAUUCUAUGCUGAAUCAGAUCAGGGCUAAGUCACUGGUUGACAGGAGUUACUUAGCUUCCCUACCCAACCCCACAUGCCACUUUCCUGAUCUAAAUAUCCUCCCAAGGAGGAACACAUAUGUACCUAUAUGCAUACCUUUUAGGUUUUUCAUUGUAGUAAAAUAUAGCUUCAGGGGAGCAAUAUAGGGCUGGAAAUAAAGUUAAAAUAAAGGGAAAUAAAGUUAAAAUAUAGGGAAAUAAAUAUAGGGCUGGAAAUAAAGUUAAAAUAAGGGAAAUAAAGUUAAAAUCUCCCUCAUCCAUCAUCAAUCUGACCCCCUGGCUUUUGGGGGUUUUUUAAGUGGGAAAUUGAUCUCCAUAUGUAAUGUUUAGUUUAGCUGUAUAGCUGGACAAUGAGGAAGAAAACAUCAGAAAGAGCGGCAGCAAUAAUAAAGUUUGAAUGUGAGCAAAUGCUGUUACAUAGAUAAAGACUUCAUUAUAGUUGUGUGAGAAUUAAAGCAGGGAUGAGGAGCCUAUUGACAGCAAGAUGAUUUUGAACUCCAACUCACAUCAACCCCAGUCAGCAUAACCCAUGUUCAGAGGCGAUAAGAAUAGUAGUCCAACAACAUAUGAAGGGCCACAGGUCUCCAAUCCCUGGACUAAAGGGUUGCACCAAAACCUUCACGGAAAAGGUGAGGUUUGAAGGAAAGUCACAAUAGUGAGGAAAACAAACAGGCUAGGUCUUAGCUGAAGUUCCUCAGAAGACACUUUUCUGAUAAACGUUUUGAGAUUUUUCUCAAAAACUCUCCUAGAACAGGAAGGCCAAUUUGCAGAAUUGUAUCCAAAUGUUCUCCACCAUUAUAAUUAUUUUUUUAAAACCUUUGAUGCUCACUAUUCUCCUUCCAUUGUGUUGCAGACUGAGGCAUUGUGAAAGAUACAAAAUAGAGACCAUGUUGCCAGUACAAUUGGUACUGCUGCUAAAUGAUAGAGACUACUUGUACACAGUUCUAAGAUAUUUGAGGAGAAGAGCCAUUAUCUUCCUCUUCUGGAUAUUCAAAGGUAUACAGCAGUACGUACAUGCUAUGUGUACGACUGCUUGUUAAUCACACACUCGGGAGUUUUCAGACCAGCCUCAAUGACCUUUCAUGCUGAAAGUGUUCACAUAAGAAUUGCAGAGGUUAUAUGACAUCACCUAUUUAUUGAGACUUCACCCUGUCCUUGUAUAAGUUAUGCAACAUUGCCAGCUACUGGUUGUUACCCCACCACCUUCCAGUUCUGUACUGAUGAUUUUUAUGGUUAGAAAAGUGGAAGGAUAAUUGUACUGUACUAGAAAGUUUGUGAUAGCAAUCACUGCGUGCUCAAAAAAAUAGCCAGACCAGAAGGACCCUCUGGGUAUAAUGGGGGCGGGGAGUUUGAAUCAUUUUCUGUGGGGGUUUUAAUUCCUUCUUCAUGAAAAGUUAUGAUACUUAGUUGUGUAAAAAAACAAAAAAAAACAUCUAGGGCAACUGCACUUUUCUCACCUAUGAUUCCAGGCAACUUGUAUUCAGAGGAAUUCCGCCUCAUCCUCCAUCAGUCUGUCCAAUCCUCUUUUAAAUCUCUCCUAGUUUGUGGCCUACAUCUCUUACAUCUUGUGUGAGCAGCAUAGUAUAACCAUGUGCUGUGUGAGGAAGUUGUUGCACCAUUGUGUAUUGGAGAUGGGGUUGCCUCCAAUACGUGUAAGUACCGUAUAAUAUACCAGAUAUCUGCAUAGUUCUACAUUUAUUGAGGGCCACACGCAGAGAGAGCAUUUAUUUCAAAGUGUUGCUCUCAUUCUUGGGAUAUUUGUGCCCUUCCCACAUGGUAACAAUGUUUGCAACUAACCUUUUUAUGUUUAACAAGGGAAAUGCUUUGUUAUGAUGUUAUAUUGCUUUGAUAUCUGUACCCUUCACAAAAGGCAGGAAGUUCCCAACUUCAAUUAAAUUCAGAAAUAGCAACUUUUACAAAAUACUACAAAAAUACAGUGGUUGUGAACUGUUAGCUGGAGAGCAGGAAAAAAACCCUGGACACUGCAAGCAACAACUUUUGUGUUGGAUAUAA